UUGUGGGUUGCGGAAUGGGAGCAAAGGCGGAGAGGGAGUGCGCGGUGCCGGGCGGCGGCUGCGAACGCGGAGGCGGCAGCUUCCACCAAUCAGUGCAGCCUCAUCCUCAAAGGCUGGUCAGUACACACCCUCUCCACUCAGCUUCCCUACUUAAUCUGUAUUCGUUGGCAUGAUUCCGCCUGCCAAGCUUGCCGCCGCCGAAGCUGUUCGUCGGAGUCCCGCGCGAUCGUUCAGCGACGGAGGGGCAGUCCCAGGCUCGGCGGCGGCGUCGGCGGCUCCCCCCACCUUCUCUCGCCAGUCGCCUCGCGCCCUCGCCUGCGUCCUCCGCGCACCGGCCGACGACCCUGCUUCCAGCAGCAUGGAAAAAGUCUACGCCGUCAACAGUCCUCAUAAGAAAAGAAAAUCACAGUAUGAGCUGAGUGAUCCAAAGUUGGUACCACUUAAAUGCAAGUUUCGCAAACGGUUAUCUUGCCACGAUGAUGAGUCUGCAACCACAGAAAGUUUAGGAUAUGAUUGCAUUUUCAUGAACAAGACCUCUGGGACGGACAUGGUCAGCAUACCUGAAGAAUUGGACUCUUGUGAGAACACUAUGAGCCUAUUUGGUGGGUGCAUUGAAGUGGACUCAAAAAAUGGAAUUCAGGAACAAUCUUUGAGAAAAAUGUUUGAGAUCGGGACAUCUGCAUCCAGUAGCUCGAGCAACAAUUUUUCAUCGGAGGCUUUUAAUUCUUCCCAUAGCAGCGGCACAAGAGAAACUGACAGCUGGGUUAUGCACGAUAUAGAGAAUCAUCAUUCAGAUGUGAUGCUGAAACCACAUAAUGACGACCUGGAAAGGAUAUACAAUGUGCUUGAACAGUAUGAUAACCUAAUGGAGGACAAACUAAUGGCUGACGAUGUUUUUGGUUCUGCUGCUCAGAUCAUGGAUGAAAAGCUUUACUCGAAUGGUGUUGAUGAUAUUCAGAUUUUGCCAACAGGCCAGACCGGCUAUCACAGUGAGAAGAAGCUAACCAUCGAUCAAGAAUUUGAGCAGUAUUUUUCGAACCUCAUGCUGUAGGUUCUAGUGGAUAAUUUUGUGACAAAAAUGGCGUUGGGACCUCCAAAUAUGGUUUGCUUGCUGGGCAAAGUGGCGAACCUUGGCUACUAUUGAUGCUAUCGGUCUAUUUGUACACCGAAUCCUAUCACUGAAUGUAUAUAUGUGUGAUAUGUCUAUCUUUUUCAGCUUGCCCAUCAAAUGCUGGCAUCAUGAUGUAUGUUAAUAAUGUGUGCAGAUAAGAACAUGUCUAGGCAAAAUAGUAAAUAGCGUAUUCCUUGUAUGUUCUAGUGUCUCGGAAUAGAUCGGUAAGGAGACGGAAGUUACAAUUUUUACCCAUUUCUAAAUCA
Molecule: messenger RNA, 1377 nt
Organism: Sorghum bicolor (sorghum)
Lineage: Eukaryota; Viridiplantae; Streptophyta; Magnoliopsida; Poales; Poaceae
Exons: 3
Coding region: 170-1051 (293 amino acids)
Biological process (GO): response to red or far red light
Source: RefSeq, a predicted model, not a curated record